AUGGUCACCCGAAAGCCUCUUCCACCUGGUCAUGAAGCUGUCUCGUUACCAUACCCUGUAACACCGAUCUCGACUGAACAACCUCAUCCCUUUGGAUCACAACCAUCACAAGAAGAUGUCAGAGCUUCAAGAGCACAUUUGUUGGACGAGGAUCCAGACAGUUGGGGAGAAGGUCAAGGGAAUACAACCUCCAAUUCUGGACAACCACUCUUGAAGCCAGAUAAUAUCCCAGAAGCUUUACGAGUCGGUCCAGGAGGUCGCUUGAAUACAAGCUCUCGGUCUUCUUUGCGACCAGAUCCUACUUCUACGAACCCGUUCUUGAGAAGACAAGUUCAGAAUAUGGAGGGGAAAGACAGUAGCGCAGAUGUAUGGGGGCAAACUCCUCAGACUCCCCCCAUUCCCUUCCAAGCGCCUUCGCCGAUACCUUCUGGUCAAAACAAUGGCAAGUCUUGCAAGUUCAUGGCGACCAAUCUUCCUUUACUAACCCCAAAUGCAGCCCCUGUGCAAGAAUUAUCCGAAUUAGCAGUGUCAGAUUCCAGCACAAACCCAUGGCAACCUGCGAUAGUUGAAAAACCAAAGACCCAACCUCCUCACAUUCCUACACUACAAACCGAAGACUCCGGAAAUAAUGCGUGGUUCGAUACUCCUGCUAAGCAAGCUUCUGGAAAUCCUUCAUCCGAUUCAUCACAGCCAGUUUUGGUGGAUAUAGAUGAGCCCGAUUCCCCUGCUUGGGAUGAAGAUGAACCCUCUCCGGUGAUCCAUGAAAUGCCCGUGGACAACCGAAAAGAGUCGAAGCAGUUAUUAGAAGAUCAGCAUGCGUGGGAUGAUGAUGAGGGGCAUAGCGCAAAACAAGAGCACGCUACCUCGAGUAGAUCGGAAAUUCAAGAUGAACAAUCUCAGUCUGCCGAAGGCUGGGAUAUUGUAGAUCAUGGUGUUACUGCAACUGGUGCACAAGAAAGUGGUAUAAUAGCCGCAGAUGAUAAUCCACCUCUACCAUCAUACCAAAAGACGCAGGACCAUGCGCCAGUUCUUCCUGCGAGAAGAUCAGAGGAACCACUUAUUCAACUCGAAGAUCAGCCAUCACAACAACAGCUUUCUUCUGAGCAACCCCAAAGACCGACAAUAAUCACCGAAGCACCAAGUGCAUCUUCAGUCGCCGCGGAUGCACCCCCUACAUCCGCUGUUCAGAGACAAAAGAAGGAAACCUACGAAAUCAAAAAGAUAACUUGGCAUGACGUUGACGCUGAGCACAAUCCUCGAAUUUCUCCUAUAUUAGUACAGAAUGCCAAUGGACCAUGUCCUCUUCUAGCUCUUGUCAAUGCUCUCACUUUGUCCACACCUGCCAAUGUUAAGACAGCACUUGUAGAAACACUUCGUUCUCGCGAGCAAGUAAGCUUAGGCUUAUUGCUGGAUGCUGUAUUUGACGAGCUGAUGUCCGGUCGGCGUGGUGAUGCAGCUCAGGAACUGCCUGACGUGAGUGAUUUAUAUUCAUUCCUCAUCACACUACAUACCGGGAUGAACGUAAAUCCUCGGUUCUUUCCACCUGCACCUACAAAAUCUUCCAUUGAUCCUCGGAGAUCCAUGUCACAUGUGCAUCCAAGCACGCGAGAGGAAAGCCUACCUGGAACAUUUGAGGAGACCAGAGAGAUGAAGCUUUACAGCACGUUUUCUAUUCCUUUAAUACAUGGGUGGCUUCCAGAACGAGACUCCCCAGCAUAUAGAGCACUCGCUCGAUCUGCCAAAUCUUAUGAAGACUCUCAAAACUUAAUGUUUAAUGAGGAAGUCUUAGAGGAAAAGUUGCAUCGUGAAGGGUUGAGUUUUGAGGAGCAAGCAACACUCGAGGAUAUCGCCACCAUCAAAGCAUUCUUUACUAGUAACCCUACACAACUCACCAAGUUCGGACUAAAUACCAUCACAGGUUCUGUGGCUCCUGGGGCUGUUGCGAUUCUCUUCCGUAAUGAUCAUUUCAGCACUUUAUAUCGUCAUCCACAAACGUUACAAUUGCUCCAGCUCGUUACUGACAUGGGAUAUGCUGGUCAUGAAGAGGUAGUUUGGGAAUCGUUGAUCGAUGUCAAUGGAGAAAAUGCAGAAUUCUUCUCGGGUGACUUUAGACUUGUUGGUGGAGCACCUCCGACGCCAUCACAAGCUACAGCUCACGAGUCUGGUGAUAAUUGGAAUUCAGUACCGGAUAAACGAUCAUCAGCGAUACAAACCUCAUCCGGUCAUUUGCAGACACCUAGCUCUGGUUCCAAUCUUCGUAAUUCGAAUUCGGAUGCACCUCCCAGUCCCAACACCGAGCAAGAAGAUCACGACCUUGCUCUGGCUCUACAACUACAAGAGGAAGAAGAACAACGUCAUGAACAAGAACAAGCUCGGAGAAGACGAGAAUCGGAAUUAUCACAACAAUAUAUUGAGCAAUCUAACCAAGGGAAUGUACCAGUCUUUCAGGGAGGAGGAGGUGGAAGAGGUGGCGGUCGAGGUUCAGUUCGCAAUCGUGGCUCAGUAGACGGAGGUAGAGGAAGAGGGUCAAGCGGUCGUGCAAGCAGCGCAGGACGAGGAACCACACCCUCAACAGCAUCAGACAUUAGACCUCUCAUCCCACCACGUCGUAACAACGCUGCACCCCCGCCUUCUACCGACCCCGAAGGUGACAUCGAUGCCCCGCCCCCAAGUUAUGAGCAUGCUGCUACGCAACCUGCGUAUACGCCAGGCGCUGGACAUCCACAAUAUGCCCCUCCAAGACCGGGAGCUCGACCUAUUCGUCCUCCCAAUACCGGUAGGAGAACUAGUACUGGAACCAAUCAUCAGAGUCCUACGGCGGGUAGAGGUGGGCCACAAGCUAUGGGUCGAGGACGAAGGGGCACUGCUGGGUCGGUGGCCCCGCAGGUGCAGUCGCAGGGGGAAGUGAGAAGGGAGAGGGAUUGUGUUGUUAUGUGA
Messenger RNA from Hymenoscyphus albidus, 2937 nucleotides. Lineage: Eukaryota; Fungi; Ascomycota; Leotiomycetes; Helotiales; Helotiaceae. The record is from the annotation of a GenBank genome assembly.